AUGUAUGAUUUGAUCGUGGCUGAAGCGCAUAGAGCUUCUGGAACAGACCAGGCACCCCCAGCUGAAACGACCAAUCACGAAAGCGCAGCUGAAGCGUCCACUGCGUCUACUGCAUCCACUCCCCCUCCAGCUCAACCCGGAGAAGUCUUGAGGAGCGCGGAGGUCGGCGUCAGAGUGAGGAGAGGGCCCGAUUGGGAGUGGGGCGACCAGGAUGGGGGAGGCGUAGGCACUACCGAAGAGGAUCCGGAUCCAGGCUGGGUGAGAGUCCGGUGGGACCACAGCAGGCGCCGGGGGGCUUACCGUGUGGGCCUUCGUGGGCUGCAUGACUUGAUUGUGGUCGAGCGCCCGGGCGCCAACUCGACAUCUAGCUCUGGCCCGAUCCAGCGAUCCGCUGCAGUACAACCUGGAGAAGUUCUGAGGUCUGCUGUCGUGGGCGUCCGAGUGAGGAGAGGACCUGGUUGGGACUGGGGCGACCAGGAUGGAGGUGGCCUUGGAACCACAACAGGUGAAGGAGGCCUUGGUGUGCUGGUCACAUGGGAUCACGGCGACCGAAUGAACAGCUAUCACAUAGGUCCUGACAGAUAUGACUUGAUUGUAGCGGAAGCACAUGGAGCUCGAGGGAGGGAGGGGGCAGCAGCUGCAGCCUCAUCCCAAACCACUGCUCCGGCAGAGCCAGAAGGAGGCCAUGAUGAGCAGUGGCUGGACAUGGAGGAAGCCACUGGCAUGCAGUGCCCCAUAUGUUUCUGUGUUCCGCGGGAUGCGUUGGCCCACGAGUGUGGGAACCUCUUCUGUGAGAUCUGUUGGACCAGAUGGAUUGCACAGAACAGCAGAUGCCCAGUUUGCCGUGAGGAUGGGGUCAGCAUUGCCAAGGCUUUCCGUGAUCAGCGCAAGAUCCUGAACCUCAUGAUCAGAUGCCCCCUGGGUUGCGAGGAGACUUUUCGGCUGGGUGACAAGGAGGAGCAUGUGUCCCAAUGUCCCAAGCGCAAGGAACGAUGCAGCUUAUGUGGUGAGGAGGUUCUGGCCGAGAUGAUGUCUGCUCACCACAAGGACGAGUGCAAAGCGCGCCCAACUCCCUGUGAGCUGUGCGGAGAGCAGGUCAAGGUGGACCAGCUUGAAGCUCACCUGGCGGCCAACGUGGGAUCGCACAUGCUGGUCCUCUUGAAGGAGAACAAAUCUUUAAAAAAGGAUAAUGAGUCUUUGAGGGUAAGAGUUCAUGAGCUUGAGAGGCAACAGCCCGGAGUCACGCUUCGUGCGGCAGCCAGUGCCACCCAAGCAGUUUCCAUGUCCACCUCGCCCGAAGGUCUUCCAAUGGUCUUCCCCAGUGGCGCUGUGGGUCAUUCUGGAUGGAUCCUGCCAUGGAGGCCGCUGAGCGGCUUGCGGCAUGUGGCACGCGCCGUGCCCUCAGUGCUUCGCGGUCAGGCCUUAAGGUCUGCGGAGGUGGGCAUUCGGGUGAGAAGAGGUCCUGAUUGGGACUGGGAUGACCAGGAUGGAGGAGGUCCAGGCACCACGGUGCCAGGUGCUGACGAAGAUGGCUGGGUCAGUGUGAGGUGGGAUGCCGGCAGCGAAUUCAAGUAUCGAGUUGGUGCGGGCGGGAACUAUGACCUCAUCAUUGAUGGAGCCUCCUCUCCAGCAUCACCGGCUGCAGCUCGAAUCUUGAGGUGUGCGGAGGCAGAUGUUCGAGUGAGGAGAGGAAGGGAUUGGAAGUGGGGUGACCAGGAUGCGGGAGGGCUUGGCGUGACCCUGGGCAUGGAUGGCGUCGGGCCUGGUUGGGUUACAGUGAGGUGGGAUCAAAGCGGUGCCAGAGGAGCGUAUCGUGUGGGGGCCUUUGGCAAGUUCGAUCUCUUCGUCGUUGAAGCCGAUGGAGCUGCUGCCCAACAGGAGGUUCAAGGCGCCGGCGGAGUAUCACCACAAGUAAGCUCUGACGCUGACCAGGAGUUGAUGAUUGAAAUCUCAGCCGCCACUGCCGCAGCCUACUCCCGUGCGAGCAGCGCGGCGGUGUCGGCGGCCAGUUCACACAUGUCGGCGCCGUCCGAGCCUCUUCAGCCAGUUCCACAUCCAGAUGGUGGGCACGAUGAGCAGUGGUUGGACGUGGCGGAAGCCAACAGCAUGCAGUGCCCCAUUUGUAUGUGUGUCGCGCGGGAUGCUUUAGCACACGACUGUGGAAACCUCUUCUGCGAUCUAUGCUGGACUCGAUGGAUUGCCGAGAACCCCAGUUGCCCCGUAUGCCGCGAGGAUGGGCAAGGCAUUGUGAGGGCGCCCCGUGAUCAACGCAAGAUCCUGAAUCUUAUGAUCAGGUGCCCGCUGGGCUGCGAUGAGACCUUUCGCCUGGGCGACAAGGAGACGCAUGUGGCUCGCUGCCCCAAGCGCCCGGUGCGAUGCAGCCAGUGUGGCGGGGAGUUCCUGGCAGAGAUCAUCGCCGUUCACCAGCAGGACCGGACGAGUGCCCAGCACGCUUGGUGCCUUGUGACCUGUGCGGGGAGCAGGUUCCGCUGGACCAGCUGGAAGCUCACCUGCUCUCCAACCUGGGGUCGCACAUGUUGGCCCUACUGA
Durusdinium trenchii is the source of this 2550-nucleotide messenger RNA. Lineage: Eukaryota; Dinophyceae; Suessiales; Symbiodiniaceae. The record is from the annotation of a GenBank genome assembly.